CUCUGUGUUCAAGACGCCUACAUGUGCGUGUUAUUAGUGAGAAUUCACCGUAACGACUACGGAAGCAAAAAUUCGAGAGGCGGAUUCUACGUUGAACCUCGAAACCGCUGUAGACUAAUAACAAGGGGAACGAGAAAUUGUACUACUUGUAUUUGUAUCUUCACAACAAAAAGAAGCCACAAAAGCUUUUCAUAUUUUUUUCUGAAAGUCUAAUUGACAAAGUAACCGGCAUCAGUCGCCAAGCCUACUGCGGCUCCCAUACUGUCACACUCAGCCUUUGCUUUUCAGAUCCAGCCCAGCAUCCAUAUUUUUUGUGCAUCCCUGUGUGUGGGUAUAGGGAGUGGCAACCUUCUGAUGAAUCAACCGAUCCGCGGACCCCUCUCCUGGAACAAAAUAAGUUCGCCGGUUUUUAUAUACAUUUAUCAGUAAAUUCGACAUAAAAGCUAUAAUGGGGAGAGAUUGCCACCAUUCCAUCUUCUAGUGCCUCAAACAGAAAGCCUUCAAAGGGACUUUCUCAUCCCUGUACAUAUCCCCUCUACAUGAUGAACAUGCUGAAGUCCAGUGGACUGAAGAUCCCUGGAAGGGGUCCAAAGCACUCCCCUGGCCCUUUGGGACGAUCUUCUGCUGGGGGGUCUUCGUCUGGCACAUUGGGCCAGAAAGACAAUCCUCCACACAAGCAGACCUCCCCACUCCCCAGCAGCAAUGCCUCGGACAAGUCGAGCUCCAAGACGUCUGAGGUUGGGGAUGAUGUCUUGGGGGACUACGUUGUUGGCGAAAGUGUCUGGGUCAAUGGGGUCAAACCAGGCGUGAUCGCCUACCUGGGCGAGACUCAGUUCGCCCCUGGACAGUGGGCAGGAGUGGUUCUCAAUGACUUGUUGGGGAAAAACGACGGCUCCGUGGGUGGCGUGCGUUACUUUGAGUGCCAGCCCCACCAGGGCAUCUUCACACGGCCUUCCAAGCUCACCCGACAACCCGUGGGCGAUGGAAGCGAUGGCCAUGCCAAUGAUUCGCUGACUGCUCAGAACCUGACCCUCCAUGGUGGCAAUGGCGCCUCACCUGCUAGUCAACGCGUUGUAAUGCCACUCAGGGAAGGCAUGCUCAACAGCUCGGUGAAGACCGGUAAUGAGUCUGGGUCAAACAUGUCCGACAGUGGCUCAGUCAAGAAAGGUGGGGAUAAAGACCUUCGAGUGGGAGACCGUGUAUUGGUGGGGGGCACUAAGACAGGGGUUGUUCGCUACGUGGGGGAGACUGACUUUGCCAAGGGCGAGUGGUGUGGUGUGGAGCUGGACGAGCCCCUGGGGAAGAAUGACGGUGCGGUGGCUGGAACCAGGUACUUCCAGUGCCCACCCAAGUUUGGUCUGUUUGCGCCCAUCCACAAGGUGAUCCGCAUUGGCUUCCCGUCCACGAGCCCGGCCAAGGCCAAAAAGAGCAAACGUAUGGCCAUGGGAGUGUCAUCGUUGGCGCACAGCCCCAGCAGUUCAUCCAUCAGCUCUGUUAGUUCUGUGGCUUCCUCAGUGGGUGGGCGACCCAGCCGCACGGGCCUGCUUACAGAAACAUCAUCACGAUACGCCCGCAAAAUCUCGGGCACCACUGCGCUGCAGGAGGCACUGAAGGAGAAGCAGCAACACAUUGAGCAGCUGCUGGCCGAGAGGGACCUUGAGCGUGCCGAGGUUGCCAAGGCCACCAGCCACAUCUGCGAGGUGGAGAAGGAACUCAGUGCCCUCAAAGCCCAGCAACUACAGUAUGUCACAGAGACAGAGAACAACCUCCAGCAAGUAAAAACUCUUUUGGCCAACACUCAAAAGGACAAAGUAGAGCUGGCCAAUCAGCUUGAAGAAGAGAAAAGGAAAGUGGAAGACCUUCAGUUCAGAGUGGAGGAGGAGUCCAUCACCAAAGGAGACCUUGAGACUCAGACGAAAUUGGAGCAUGCCCGUAUUCGGCAGCUUGAGCAGAAUCUGUUCCUUGAAAAGUCGAGAGCAGAAAAGCUUCAGAAAGAAUUAGAGGAGAAGAGGCAAAGUACAGUUGAAGAGAAGAGCCGCGUAAUCCAACUGGAGGAGGAGCUGGCUUUGCGGCGGGCUGAGAUUGAGGAGCUCCAGGUCCAACUCCGGGACCCAGACUUCCCUUCCAAAACAGCCGAGGCCGCGGAUCCCACCCAGGGGCUGGUGGCCCAGUCAGAGACCCUCAUGCUCCGGGAGCAGCUCCUAACAGUGGGACGGGAACAUCACCGGGAGAGCAUUCAGCUGAGAGAGAAGUACGAGGCAUUAGUGGCAGCGGGGCAGGAGGAGAUAGACAGACUGAAAGCCAUGGUGGAUAAACAGAGCCACGACAACAUUGAGCUGAAACAGAGACUCCAGCAGGCAACCACAGAGAACAUGGAAAUGAUGGACAACUGGAAGGUCAAACUAGACACUCUUGUCAAUGAUCACCAGCGUUCCCUGGAAGACCUGAAGGCCACGUUAUCGAGCCGUAAUGGCUCAGCUGAGAGCCAGGAACCCCAGGAGCUCAUAACCAGUCUGGAAAGUCUGCGCAUGGAGCACCAGCUGGAGCUGGAGAACCUCAAGGCCAGGCAAGAGAUUGAGGUGGCCAUGCUGACCAAGGAGCGUGAGGAUCUGCGCUCACGCCUUCAGUAUGCUGUGGACCAAUUGGGUGACAGCAGCCAGAACUGGAAGAACCAGGCCCAGACGGAGGCCAGGACCACACAACAGGCCCUUCAGCUGAGAGAUGCCAGAGAGGAGCUCCAAAAAGCCCAUCUGAGGGUAAAUGAGCUGGAAAGGCUGCAUUGCGAUCAGGACAGGGCUCAAGAUGAGCUCCGGGAGCGCCUGGAACUGGCUGAGAAGAAGAUAGAGGACUAUGAGGCCCUGCAGAAAGCUGAGGCCCAGAGCCGGGCCGAGAUCCAUAGCCUAGAAGAGAAGCUGAGGGUGACUGAGAACCAGCUGCAGGCAUUGCAUGAUGACCACAUGCCACAGGAAGCCAAUGUUAUAGAAAUUAAUGACAUCUCAGAGGAGAAGAUGAAGCUAAAACAGAAUGUUGAAGAAACUAUGGAGAAUCUGAACAAAAGGGACAAAGAUGUCUUCAGUCUCACAUCACAGGUUGAAACCCUCAAAUCCCAGAUAACUGCCUUGGAGGGAAAAGUUCGCUCAGGUGAGAAGAGAACAGACGCCCUUGUCAAGGAGAAGAUACGCCUGGAAGCCGACCUUGAGUCCAUGACCAAGAAGUCCCAUGAUGCAUCGGGGCAGCUGGUCGUCAUUAGCCAGGAGCUGUUGAAGAAAGAGAGGAGUCUGAAUGAGUUGAGAGUGUUACUGCUGGAUUCCCCUCGCCACUCGUCUGGUUUAGACAGAGAUCUAAGUCGAGAGGUGCACAAAGCUGAGUGGAGGGUGAAAGAGCAGAAACUCCAGGAUGACAUCAAGACUCUGAGAGACAAACUGCUUCUACUGGGCCGGGAGAGGGGCUCAUCUCCAGACCACCGGCGCUACUCUAUGCUGGACCCAUCUGCCCUGGACUCUGAAGUGACCCGUCUUCGCCAACGGCUCCUAAGCACAGAGGAGGCCCUGAGGGGAGCCUUGGAGCACAACCAGGAAGUGGACCAGUUAGUGCAGGCGAUGCGCACACGCCCAGAGAAGAGCCAGGUGCAUGGUGAUGCCAGUUCAGCCAAUGGAAUUCAUCAACAGGAUUCUUCCUUUCCUCAAGAUGUAGGUUUUAACUCAUCAUUAUAGCACAUCAACUACACUUUAUACAACAUUAAAGACACAUUUCGCAAUACUUGCCCAAUGCAGCGCUGCCGAGUCAAGUGGCUCUGUUGAGUCAUUACGGGUCCACUAACGUUUGUUUGAUGUUUUUGUAAUGUAUUUGCCGAUAUGUGCCCCAUGUCAUCAGAACCAUUUGCUUUCAAACUUGGAAUUUCAUGGCUUACUGAGGUAUGAUAGUAAUUCUCCUUUAAUUAUGCACAUAUAAAAAAACGUAUUACACAUCCAGCUCAAAAUGCGAAGUUUGCAAAAGUAUGCAUUCUAAGAACCGAUUUUCUGAUCAAAGAUAAAGACUACACUGUAAAAAAAAAGAAUAUAUAUUUGUUACAGUAAAUGACUGUAGUACAGCAGUAAGUAGUCUGUUAAUGUUUUGUCUUGUAUAGUUCUGCCUUUGCAUUGUUAUUUUCUGUUAAUGUUCUGUAUUCUCAUUCUAUGUUGUGUGUGUGUGUGUUUCUAUGUGUGUUUGUUUGUUAUGUUUGCCAGUAACUCAUUGGAAUGCUAAUAAUGUCAUCCUGUAUAUUCUGAAUACACUAGAUUAGAAUGCUUUGUGGAAAAAUAUUCAACAUCCACAAAACAUUAGUUGUAUUUUUGACAUUGCCGUAAAUAAUGCUGUGCACAACACUGUAGUCAUUUGCUUACUGUUUGUGAAUAUUUUAACACAGAAUCCACUUGGGGGAUCAAAGCAAAUCCCCUGAAGUAAGAGAGAGAACAUUUUGGCAAAUUUUGAUCUUAUAUGCAAUAUUUUGUUCUUAUAAAUAGUUGAUUUUUAAAUUGUUGUAUUUCAUGUGCAUUGCUUAUCACUGACAGGCUCACCAGGCAUGUCCUCUGGGGCCCCAAAUUCAGCAUAACACGACCCUGUGUUAGCUCUCCUAACCCGUCACAUUAAUUAUCUAACUAAUUUGCAACAUAAAUAAACUGUUCAUCCCUGACAAGCCAUCAUUUUUUACUUCACCCGUAACAGAAUAACAAAUCAAUCUCUAAGACCAUACACGCUAGAGCCACCAUCCAAUCCCCCAACUUAAAGUUUUUUGUAACCAGUGAUCAUCUAAAGUGAAGUGUGCCAAUAUCUACUGCAUGACGCUUACUUGAUUUAGUUACUUUCCUAUACAAAUUAAAAAAAAUCAUGUUUUUGCAUUUAUAAUGGAUAUAAAAUGUCUACACACCCUUACUGAAAAUGCAGCUUAUGUUUACGUACAGGAUGAAAUCAAGACAGAUCAUGUCAGACCUUUUUUCACCUUUAUUAAGAUCUUAUAACAAACAAUAUUUAAGUGAAAAACAAAUGGAAUAUUACUCAGAAACAUAAUACAAAUUAAAAAGCUGUCAAUGCCUUGGUGUGCACACCUCUCCUCUAAUACUUAAUGAAAUAACCUUUUUUGCUCUUUGUUGUGGGUGUUAUUUUAAUCCUUAAAAUAUGGUGGUUGAUCUUUUACUGUAUGUUAUAAAGCUAUUUUUAACAGGAAAAGAUGGUCAUUGAUAUUUUAUGUUAUGGAGAUAUUUUCCCUCCACCUUUUCUGUGGUCCUCAUUAACUUUAAUAAGUAUCAAGACAUUUUAGCCAAAAACCUUGUUGCCUCUGUCACUCUCAAACUUGUUCUUGCCUUCAGCAAGACCAUAAUCUCAAGAACACAUACAAAUCCACAAAGAAACAGUUCUCAAUCUCCAGACAUAACUCUGUUGAAACCUGUAUUUUAAAUAGAAGAGGCCAGUCCAUGCAUCCCAGGGUGUUCCCCAGUUAGUGUCAUUAUCCUUGUAAAUGAAAGGUGAUGGAGUAUUGAGGUAUUGGAUAAAUUAGAAAUAUAAAAACACAUAUUUCUCAAUAAGCAAUAACCAAUUGUAAAUAUGCAUCAUAGGUCUACUCAUUGUUAACAGCUUUUUUAUCAUAUGGCUUGAAAAGUUUCUCAAUGAAUCACAAUGCUUGUUUUGACCAACCUGUUUUUUAAAAGAAAAUCUUUGUUAUGGUGUAAUAUGACAGAACAUUACCUUGCCCAAAUCCAUGUAAUAACAAUAAUGUCUGUAAAAUACUAACCCUUCCUCUCCUUAAUUAAUUCAAUUUACUGUAGCAUUUAAUUUAAUUGAGCAAUACAAUACAUUACAAUACAUUGUAAAUCAUAUUGUGUUUUAGCAUUGAUUUUACUGUUACUUACUGGUAGCCAGUUCACUGUAAGUUACCAUAAAACACUUGUACCAAAGAGUUACCAUAUAUCACCAACAUUAGCACUAUUAAUACUGAGAAUCAAUUAAAAAUUGUGAAAUAAGGUAAAGGUAAACUGGCUGACAGUAAACUACAGUAGGAUAUGUUUUACAGUUUAGGCCUUUGCUCAAUAGAGAAGCUCCAUUGGAGAUUUUUAGGCCAAGCCAGGGCUUAAUCUGAACCCUAAAUUAAUAUUUUGACUUUUAUAUUUGAUCUUUCUUCUUCAAUUUCAUGACUUGUG
Esox lucius (northern pike) is the source of this 6173-nucleotide messenger RNA. RefSeq names its product CAP-GLY domain containing linker protein 2 (gene clip2). Gene Ontology annotation, molecular function: microtubule plus-end binding. Gene Ontology annotation, cellular component: nucleus; microtubule plus-end; cytoplasm. The coding region runs from base 540 to 3713 and encodes 1057 amino acids. The record is from RefSeq and is a predicted model, not a curated record. Gene Ontology annotation, biological process: cytoplasmic microtubule organization. The transcript has 17 exons. Lineage: Eukaryota; Metazoa; Chordata; Actinopteri; Esociformes; Esocidae.